Molecule: messenger RNA, 222 nt
Organism: Clunio marinus
Lineage: Eukaryota; Metazoa; Arthropoda; Insecta; Diptera; Chironomidae
Source: the annotation of a GenBank genome assembly
AUGAAGCUUAAUUGUGCAAUUAAAACUAUUGCAGUUAAAAUACUACAUCGCAGACAAACCAAAAAUGAGCUCAACAAUCACAACUCAAAGGUCGUCACAUUUUUUCAUAUGAGUGAAUUAAUAUUGAAUAAAUUCGGAAUUUAUUUUUUAUCUAUUCAUGGCAAAAAAGACUUGUUACAACAAAAACCAGAUUUAAACGUUGAAAAAAUUAUCAAAAAAUAA